This is a messenger RNA of Humulus lupulus (European hop), 1286 nucleotides long. RefSeq names its product protein IRX15-LIKE-like. Lineage: Eukaryota; Viridiplantae; Streptophyta; Magnoliopsida; Rosales; Cannabaceae. The record is from RefSeq and is a predicted model, not a curated record. Bases 146 to 1120 code for a protein of 324 amino acids. Gene Ontology annotation, biological process: xylan biosynthetic process. The transcript has a single exon.
UUAAAUAAUAAUAUUGAUAAAAAAAUAAAAAGAAAGAGGGGGGAGAGGGAAGCAUCUAAGUUGUAGACUUCCAACUUUAACAAUUCAAUUCUCCAUAAGCAGCUCCUUCUGUAGGCGCUCGCGUUCUCUCUCUCUCUCAACAAAAAUGAAGACCAAUACCAACACCAAGCUCAUACUUCUCCAUCCCUCGAUCCAUGCCAAGCAAAACCCUAGUGGCGGUUCCCACCGACUCUGGCUCAUCUUCUUCGUAACCUUCUUCACUUUAGCGUUCACUAUAACCCUCUUCAAUUCCACCAUCCCCACCGGUGCAGCACUCCGCAACCAUGCCUCAUCCUCCUUCGGCGGUGUCGAUUCUACUGCCCCUCUCCCACGCUCGGUCGCCGACGCCUUACUCCACUAUGCUUCCAUGUCCAACACAACUGGCUUCGGAGCUGCCAUGACCUCGGCCGAGAUCAACGCCAUCGCUGCCGCACUACGCCACUGUGGCGCAGCCCCCUCCGGCUGUAACUUUCUCAUCUUCGGUCUCACCCACGAAUCCCUUCUCUGGCAAGCCCUGAACCACAACGGCCGCACGGUGCUCCUCGACGAGAGCGAGUUCCUCGUUUCGAAAUUUGAACAGUCCCACCCGGGGAUCGAGGCCUACGACGUGCAAUACACAACGAAGGUCAAGGAAUCGUCGAGCCUCCUCGCGGCGGCGAAAUCUCAGGCCCAUGAUGAGUGCCGUCCGGUUCAGAACCUUCUCUUCUCAGAUUGUAAACUGGGCAUCAACGAUUUGCCCAACCAUAUAUACCAAGUCCCUUGGGACGUUAUUCUCGUUGAUGGACCAAGGGGAUAUUUUCCGGCGGCACCCGGCCGGAUGUCCGCAAUAUUUACGGCCGGAAUUCUGGCCCGGAGUAAGAGAGAUGGUGCAGCGAAGACCCAUGUGUUUGUUCACGAUUUUGAGAGACAGGUAGAGAGGGUUUUCAGUGCAGAGUUUCUCUGCGAUGAGAAUUUGGUUGAGACAAUCGAUUCUUUGGGGCAUUUCGUUUUGGCUAAAAUGGUGCCUCAGAGUUCUAGAUUUUGUGCGAAUUCGACAACGUUAUCGUUUUCUCCGACAAAGACGUCUUUGUCGUCCGGCUAAGUUAUCGUCGACGACGAUUGAUUAUUUCAAAACGGGAAAUUGUAAUUAUGUUUUCCAUUGUAACAUUACAUAGUUUUUUUUUUGCCUCUAAAUUUAUUCUUAAUUACAUUGUAAAUUAUAUUUAAAAAAAAAAUGGGGACGCGGUAAGUACUGUUUCAAGUGUUUA